Messenger RNA from Plasmodium yoelii, 1554 nucleotides. RefSeq names its product ATP-dependent RNA helicase DDX47, putative. The coding region runs from base 1 to 1554 and encodes 517 amino acids. Gene Ontology annotation, molecular function: nucleic acid binding; RNA helicase activity; ATP binding. The transcript has a single exon. The record is from RefSeq and is a predicted model, not a curated record. NCBI's taxonomy places the organism in Eukaryota, Apicomplexa, Aconoidasida, Haemosporida, Plasmodiidae.
AUGAAGCAUCACAACAUUAAUGACGUCUUGAAAAAUUUUGAUAAAAAAUUAAAUAAAAAUUAUAAAAUACUAAAAGAAGGCGAGAUCCAAAAUAUGCAAAAUGAAUAUGAAGAAAAGUUAAAGGAAAAAAUCGAAAUAAAAAAUAAAUUAAUAAACAAAAAAGAGAAACCAAAACAAACCGGAACAAACCCUGAUGAAGAAGAGAACGAAACAGGUCAUGAUGGCGAACCAAACGAAACAGGCCAUGAUGGCGAACCAAACGAAACAGGCCAUGAUGGCGAACCAAACGAAACAGGAAAUGAUGCCGAACAAAACGAAAUCACCUCUUUUGAGCAACUGAAUAUUUGUGAAGAAGUUUUGCAAAGUAUUAAAGAACUAGGAUGGGAAAAACCAACUCUAAUUCAACAAAAGGUUUUACCAAUUGUAUUUCAAAAAAGAGAUAUUAUAGGAUUAAGUGAAACGGGAAGUGGUAAAACUGCUUGUUUUAUAAUACCUAUAUUACAAGAGUUAAAAAUUAAAAAACAAAGUUUUUUUGCUUUAAUUAUAUCACCAACUAGAGAAUUAUGUAUUCAGAUAGCACAAAAUGCACAAGCAUUAGGUUCAAAUCUAUUAAUAAAUAUAUGUACAAUUUUUGGAGGUGUAGAUAUUGUUACACAAUCUUUAAAUCUAGCUAAAAAACCUAAUAUUAUUAUAGGAACGCCGGGAAGAAUACUUGAUCAUUUAAAUAAUACAAAAGGUUUUAAUUUAAAAAAUUUGAAAUAUUUAAUUUUUGAUGAAGCUGAUAAAUUAUUAUCUCUUGAUUUUGAAUCAUCAAUAAAUAAACUUUUAUUAAUUUUACCAAAAAAUAGAAUCACAUUUUUAUUUUCUGCAACUAUGACUAAAAGUGUAUCCAAAUUAAAAAAAGCAUCUCUUAAAAAUCCAAUUCAAAUUCAAGUAUCAAAUAAAUAUAGCACAGUUAAAACGUUAAUAGAGACUUAUAUUUUUUUACCACUAAAAUAUAAAUACACAUAUUUAUGUAGCUUAUGUUUUUAUUUCACAAAUAAAAAUAUAAUCAUUUUUUCAAAUACUUGUGCAACUGCUCAAAAAUUAAAUUUUUUUUGUAGAAAUUUAGGGCUGAAAUCUAUUUGUUUACAUGGAAAAUUAACACAAAAUCAAAGAUUAAGUAGUUUGAAUCUUUUUAAAACAAAUAAAUAUAAUAUUUUGAUAUCAACACAAGUUGGGGCAAGAGGUUUAGAUUUAAAAAAUAUAAAAAUUGUUAUUAAUUUUGAUUUAUGUUCAUGUAAAGAAUAUAUACAUCGAGUUGGUAGAACUGCUCGAGCUGGUAAAACUGGAAAGUCAAUAACCUUUGUAACUCAAUAUGAUGUUGAAACUUUUUUAACAAUCGAAAAACAAUUAAAUAAAAAAAUUGAUAAAUUUACUGAUAUAGAUGAACAUGAUGUUUUAAUGUAUCAUAACCAAACCCUUGAAGCUUUACGAUUAUCUGAAUUAGAGAUGAAAGAGAAUCAAGACCUCUACAAAAAAAAUAAGUUCAAAAAGAAAAGCGCAAAAAAAUAA